Molecule: messenger RNA, 2255 nt
Organism: Ceraceosorus guamensis
Lineage: Eukaryota; Fungi; Basidiomycota; Exobasidiomycetes; Ceraceosorales; Ceraceosoraceae
Product: putative OSM1-fumarate reductase
Exons: 4
Coding region: 143-2032 (629 amino acids)
Molecular function (GO): oxidoreductase activity; FMN binding; heme binding
Source: RefSeq, a predicted model, not a curated record
ACACAUCAUCCCCAUCAUCACCUUGGCUAUAUACUUGUCCCGCUUGACGUAUUCAUUGCCCACGCAUCACCUCUCCUCAUCUACACUACUUGAUCCCAGCUCGUACUCAGACUUUCCAGACCCUCUUCAUACCACCCCCAUCAUGUCUCGCGUCAUUGUUGUCGGUGGCGGUCUAUCCGGCCUGAGUGCCGCACACACUGCGCUUGAGCGUGGUGCCAGCGUUCUCGUUCUUGACAAGAACCCCUUCUUUGGCGGCAAUUCAACCAAGGCCACUUCAGGUAUCAAUGGUGCAGGGACCAACACUCAAUCAGAGCUAAGCAUUCCAGACAGCGCCAAGAUUUUCUUCGAGGACACCAAAAAGUCUGCUCGUGACCUGGCGCGACCUGAUCUGAUCAAAGUCCUUACUGGCCGGUCCGGUGAGGCCGUCAACUGGCUGCAAGACCGCUUCGGUCUGGAUCUGUCCAAGGUCUCCAGAUUGGGUGGUCACUCGCAGCCUCGUACCCACCGUGGUGGCGCUCAAUUCCCCGGCAUGACGAUUACCUAUGCCCAGAUGGAGAAGCUGGAGGAUCUUGCCGAAUCCGACCCUGAGCGCGUGCAGAUCAUCAAGAAGGCGCGCGUUACCAGCCUGAUCUACGAGAAUGGCGAGGUCAAGGGUGUGGAGUAUGAGACUGCUGGACAGAAGCACCAGGAGCGCGGUGCCGUCGUUCUCGCCACUGGUGGUUACGCAGCAGACUUUGACGAUGUCAACUCUCUGCUCAAGAAGCACCGCCCUGACCUUGUUCACCUUCCUACCACCAACGGAGACCACUGCACCGGUGAUGGUCAAAAGAUGGUCGCCUCUAUCGGUGGUCGCCUGAUCGAUCUCGAAAAGGUGCAAGUUCACCCCACUGGUCUCGUUGACCCACGUGACCCAGACGCCAAGGUCAAGUUCCUUGCUGCCGAGGCUCUCCGUGGCUGCGGUGGUCUGCUCCUCGACAACGAGGGACAGCGAUUUGCUGACGAGCUUGGUCACCGUGACUACGUCACUGGCCGCAUGUGGGAGAACAACAAGUUCCCAGUACGCCUAGUCCUGAACGGAGCCGCGUCCAAGGAGAUCGAGUGGCACUGCAAGCACUACGAGGGUCGUGGCUUGAUGCGCCGCUUCGAGGGCGGUGAUGCGCUCGCCAAGGAGAUCGGCAUUCCUGCUGACAAGCUCAAGGCUACCUUUGAGGACUACAACGCCAUUGCCACCGGUAAAAAGAAGUGCCCAUUCAACAAGAAAUUCUUCCACAACGCAGACAUGCGCAUGAACGACACUUUCUACGUUGCCCUCAUGACUCCUGUGCUCCACUACACCAUGGGAGGUCUGGAGAUCGACCCCACUUCUCGCGUCAUUGACAGCCAAGGCAAGCCCAUCCCCGGUCUCUUCGCUUCGGGAGAGAUUGCUGGUGGUGUUCACGGAGCCAACCGUCUGGGAGGCUCUUCCCUCUUGGGUUGCGUCGUCUUUGGUCGUGUCGCUGGUGACUCUGCCACCGCUUUCUUGCUGAACCAGUACACCUCCGGCAAGGCUGCUUCCCGUGUCGGCCAGGUUGCCCAGCACCUGGAGACCACUGUUCGGGUCAACCCGGAGAAUUACAACGUCAACUUGACCUUCUCUUGGGCUGGCCAACAGCAAGCUGGUGCGGGCGCAUCCGGCGCUCUUCAACAGUCGAGCGCCCCGGUUCAACAAGCUGCGCAAGCCCAGACUGAGGGCAACGCCAGCGCGGGCCCUGCAGCUCAAAAGGCCCCCCCUCAAAAGGCGGAGGAGAACAAGGGAUCCAAGACGUACACUAUGGACGAGGUCGCCAAGCACUCCAAGGAGAGCGAUGUGUGGGUCGUCGUGGGCGAUCAGGUCCUGGACGUGACCAACUUUCUGCCGGACCACCCUGGAGGACCCAAGGCGAUCUUGCUCUACGCUGGAAAAGAUGCGACAGAAGAAUUCGACAUGAUGCACGACCGCGCCGUCAUUAAGCGUUACGCUGCUGACGCCGUCAUCGGAUCCAUCGCCAAGUGAUUUUGUUUUGGUGCUGCAUCUCUUCGAAUGAUCCAGUCCUUGGGGAGGCAACAGAACCCUCAAUCAAAGCUCUUCUCUUCUUGUUCAUGUACGCAAUCAAGGCAUCGUCUCCGUCAGUCAGGUCGCCCAGCUCGCUUCCCCUUUGGUCCCCUUGCGUUGGUCCCUUCACUCUACGGAUUCAACGUGGCACUCAUGAGUGGUGCAAAUGUUGAUGAAUUUUACG